AUGACUAUCAUCUUCAACAACUGGAAAAAAAAAAAAAAACCCAUUUUCGAUAAUGCAAAGAAUGGUCGUGGUGUAGAGAUAAGAGUUUUAGGGUUCAUAUUCUCUUAUUCAAAGUCUUUUAUGAACACUGUUGUUUAUGUUUUGGAUCUGAAUGUUUUUCUGUUGGAUGUGAUAGAUGUUGAUUAUUAUUUGACAAUGUUGGUGAUGAACAAUUGUUGUUCCUUUAAGAUGUCUUUCAUGAUCAAUAUCAAUCAACUUGAUUGUGUUAAUGAUUGUGUUGAGACUGGUACAGAGAUUGUUGGAUCGAAUGUGCCAGUAAUAGGAAUGAUGUUUGAAUCGGUUGAUGAGAUGUUUAAAUUUUACAAGAAAUGUUGUCAAGUAAAUGGGUUUUCAGUCAAGAGGAGGUCAUUAACGAAGGAUGCAAAUGGUGAUUACAAAUAUAUGAUAUUUUCAUGCAGGAGGUCGAAUAAAUUUGUAUCACGUUCGAAGAAUCCAGUCAAUCAUCGUGGUUAUAAUAAGAAUGAGUGCAAGGCGAGGCGUGUUGGCAGACUUUCUGUUGAUGGGAAAUGGAAGAUUACAUUGUUUGAAGAUGUCCACAACCACGAUUUAAGUCCUAGUCAUUCCAGAUUCUUCACGUGCAACAGGGAAAUAAAUCCGUCUAUGAAAAGACAACUAGAGAUUGAUGAUAUUGCUGGAAUUCGACCGAACAAGAGUUUCAAUUCAUUUGUCAUUGGUGCCGAUGGUCAUGAUAAUAUUCAAUUUCUGGAGAGAGAUAUUAGAAACCUUCUUGCUAGGACUAGGCGUUUGCACCUUGAUCCGCGCAGUAGGGCAACCUAUCAUGAAUUUGGUGAUGUCAUUACAUUUGAUACGACAUACCUAACUAACAACUAUGACAUGCCAUUUGCCCCCUUUGUUGGUGUCAAUCACCAUGGGCAUUCAAUACUUCUUGGUUGUGGUUUGAUCUCUAGUGAGGACACUAAAACCUUCGUUUGGUUAUUUAGGACAUGGUUAGAGUGCAUGGGUGGUGUUGCUCCUCAUGGUAUAAUCACUGACCAGGAUAGGGCAAUGAAGAAUGCGAUUGAAAUUGUCUUCCCAAACACAAAGCAUAGAUUAUGUUUAUGGCAUAUCAUGAAGAAGGUGCCUAAGAAAUUUGGUUCACAUAGAGAAUAUGAAUCCAUCAAGCGAAUGUUGGCCGAAGCUGUUUAUGACUCCCAUAGCAUCGACGAAUUUCAAUAUAAAUGUAGUCUGCUUAUUUAUCUACAUAAUCUGGAUGGUAAUUCUUGGCUGGAGAAUAUGUACUUGGAGAAAGAAAAGUGGGUUCCUAUCUACGUCAAAAAAUAUUUUUGCGCGGGGACGUCAACAACUGGUCAGAGCGAGAGCAUGAAUGUUUUCUUUGACGGUUAUGUGAACUCAAAGACAACGUUGAAACAAUUUGUCGAGCAAUAUGGUAAUGCUUUGCGGAAGAAAAUUGAGAAGGAAUGUCAGGCGGAUUUUGACUCAUCCCACAAGUAG
This is a messenger RNA of Tripterygium wilfordii, 1512 nucleotides long. RefSeq names its product protein FAR-RED IMPAIRED RESPONSE 1-like. Gene Ontology annotation, biological process: regulation of DNA-templated transcription. NCBI's taxonomy places the organism in Eukaryota, Viridiplantae, Streptophyta, Magnoliopsida, Celastrales, Celastraceae. Bases 1 to 1512 code for a protein of 503 amino acids. The record is from RefSeq and is a predicted model, not a curated record. The transcript is spliced from 6 exons.